AUGGAUCGAUUCUUGAAACCCAACUAUUGGAUCAAUGCAGCGAGGAAAAAACUUGUCCCUGACAAUGAUUAUUUCAAACUACUGGAUAUCAUUGGAAUAUUUGGAGGUAUUAUUUUCAACCCAACCAACCAAAUCGAGCGGAUUCUGUGGAGACUUAAUCGAUUCUUGAUUGUAUAUCAAUACUGCUACACAAUAUUCAUUCUAUUGGCAACGACUAAAGAUGAAAACUUUCUCAUGGUUUUCAUUAUCCGCACCAUCAUGCUCAUGACUUUCACCAGAUGUUUGAUAAGCAAUGUUCAAUGGCGUUAUCACAUUGCUGCUAUCACUGAAACCAGAUCCUUCAUCAACGGUCGGCGUAGCCAUUCAGGCGAUCAAGCUUUCGAUGAUAGGAUUCGCAGCUCGUUUCAAAAAUCCUCUCACAUUGUUUUUCUGGCAGUUCUGGCUAUGAGCAUAGGUGAUCAAAUAGUACUGUUUUUGCCAAAUUCCUAUCAGGAUCUUGUCCUGGGAUACUACGACCUAACGAUCCUUUUCGGCUCUAACACUGCCAGAUUGUUACAGUCCGGUAUGACAUUUAUGCAUACGAUCAUCUGGAUCAGCAUGUAUUUUUCGUGCACGGUAGCUUUCACAACCUUACUUACUGGACUGCGUACGGAGCUGGAAAUAAUUGCCCAUGGUUUUGAAGAAAUCCAUUCCAGAGUAAUGGCUGAUCUUCGGCCCAAGGAAUCCCAUUCGGCAGUUAUAGCUCCUGAAGAAAUUUCACAAUUUUUGAAAUAUUUUAAGAAUCACUUACAACCACUUGUGAAUCAUCAAAUGGAAGUGACCAGGGCGUUCCAGAACUUGCAACAACCCAUCAGCAACAUAUUUUUUGUGGUUUACUACAACGACGUCAUAGUUAUUGGAUCGCUGAUGUUCAGUAUCGUUACGAUUGGAAUGUCUCCACUGAGUUGGAUUUUCUCGUCCGCGUCUCUGGCGUUUCUGAUGGAAUGCUACUGGUGGUGCAGCGUUGUCGAUUCCUUCAAUGAUGUCUAUGAAAAUAUUGCCCUGCAUUCCUUCGAACUAUGUGCCAAGCUACCGUUCGAUGAAAGCUGUCGGAAGGACUACAUCAAGCUUCGUUCAUCACUUCGCAUAAUUCAUCAGCAGGCUUUCAGUGAAACUGUCCUUUCAUGUGGAGGAGUAUUUCGCAUCAAUACUGGAGUUUUUGUGGAACUGGUCAACUUUACCUACUCGAUGCUCACUUUCUUACUUAAUAUGCAGUAA
Uranotaenia lowii is the source of this 1257-nucleotide messenger RNA. RefSeq lists its product as uncharacterized. The transcript is spliced from 4 exons. Lineage: Eukaryota; Metazoa; Arthropoda; Insecta; Diptera; Culicidae. Bases 1 to 1257 code for a protein of 418 amino acids. The record is from RefSeq and is a predicted model, not a curated record.